Molecule: messenger RNA, 3539 nt
Organism: Scomber japonicus (chub mackerel)
Lineage: Eukaryota; Metazoa; Chordata; Actinopteri; Scombriformes; Scombridae
Gene: plpp3
Product: phospholipid phosphatase 3
Exons: 7
Coding region: 462-1403 (313 amino acids)
Biological process (GO): canonical Wnt signaling pathway; phospholipid dephosphorylation; phospholipid metabolic process
Molecular function (GO): phosphatidate phosphatase activity
Source: RefSeq, a predicted model, not a curated record
GUGGAGGUGAUUACCAACCGCUAGCGGAGAGAGAGAGGAGGGCUGAGCCUUGAAGCUGCUGGGGAACUUGAAGAGAGCAGGGGGAGGAGGAGAAGAAGGAUUGAUAUAACAAGAGCUGUCGAUGCACAGCGCAAUUCUCACUCACUCCAAGUCUUUGAACCAAGACCGAUAAAGGGGAGCGGGCUUUCCAUUCAUUUCGAGCGCACGCAACUUUUCUUGUGUGGCACUAAAGCGUAACGAUUCACCAGAUAUUAUUCAAGUGUUUUUUUAUGUUUUAAUUUUUUUGUAAAAGUGAAAUACGAGACAUCAGCAGAUCAGAAACGUUUACGAGACCUCCGAGUUUGGGAAGUUUUGUUUCCAGUAGAAUUGCAUGACAUUUCUUUAAAGGACUUGAGAGCCUGACAGAGUUUCUUCACAUACCGCGUGGUGUGGGAUUUGGAGCUGAAACGGGGAGUUCUCAAAUGCAAAAGUACAUGUAUGAGAAAGCAAUGGCACAAGAGACAAGAAACGGAGGAACCUCUACGUUAAACAACAACAAUGGUGUUGACAACAGCAAGAAGAAACUGCUUAUAGCGCUGGACAUCAUCUGUCUUCUUCUUGCUAGCCUGCCUUUCCUGAUCAUUGAGACUAGCACCAUAAAGCCGUACCAGCGCGGGUUUUACUGUUCGGACGAGUCCAUCCGCUACCCCCAAAAAGAGGGAGACACCAUUAGCGAUGCCAUGCUUUGUGGUGUUGGCAUUCUUAUUGCCAUCAUCUCUAUUGUGAUUGGAGAAUGCUACAGGAUUCAUCAGCUACACGUGGGAACCAAGUCCUUUGUUGGGAAUCCCUACGUUUCAGCCCUGUACAAACAGGUGGGUGUGUUCAUCUUUGGCUGUGCCAUUAGCCAGUCAUUCACAGACAUUGCCAAGGUGUCGGUGGGUCGUAUGAGACCUCACUUCUUAGAUGUGUGUAGACCUGAUUUUUCCACUAUCAACUGUUCCGUGGGAUACAUCACCGAAUACACCUGCAGUGGCAAAGACAGUGACGUACAAGAGGCCAGGAAAUCCUUCUUCUCAGGACAUGCCUCUUUUUCAAUGUAUGCCAUGCUCUACCUUGCUUUCUAUCUCCAGUCCAGGUUUACAUGGCGUGGCGCUCGUCUCCUCCGCCCGUUGCUCCAGUUCACACUGUUGAUGAUGGCCUUUUACACCGGCUUAUCACGUGUCUCCGACCACAAGCACCACCCUACUGAUGUCCUGGCAGGCUUUGUGCAGGGAGCCCUGGUGGCCUACUGCAUAGUGUUCUACGUGUCAGACCUGUUCAAGCCCAGGGUGAAGCCAGCCACGCCCCCGCCCUCCCCAAUCAAGAAGGAACUGCUCCCUUCAUCCGACAUCAUUGAGAGGAACAACCACCACAACAUGGUGUGAGAGAGGCCACAACUCUUCCUGUGACUGAGGAGCCGAUCACAGCGCUGCUCACCUCCCAUCGGACAGUAGAAUGUAGCGACGAGAGACUGUAGCUGCUCCUCAAAUGGCAUCCUCCUCCCUUUUGCAACGCCCAGCGAGGUGCUUUGUGGACUAGGGUGUCAGAUUUGAGAUUUGCACAGCAGAGUCCACUCUCACUAUCCAGACUUAUUAUUUACUAUUAUGUCAACUACUAAUCAACAUUUGAGCCCAUUGUUUUGAGCACAAACAGAAAAGAAUUGGAAGCUAAAAGAAAGAUGAAUUAAGAAUAUUGAUGACUUGACAGGCAGAGCUGAGGGGUGUGGAAGUUUGAAGGAAGUGUAACCACAUAAAGGGAAAACACUGACGAAAAACAAAUGAAGAAAAGAGACAAAAAAAGACAACCCCCCCCCCCCUGCCUAGGAAGAGAAGAAUUACCAGUGAUGCUUCCUCUCUGAACUCUCUGUGGCCUUGGAACUCCACAGAACAACAACUUCCUUAGCUACAGGAAGGAUAUUACUGCAAUAACUAGCAGCAUAGAAAUAUUAACAGUAUAGAAAAAUAUAACUUAUAGCACUGUUUUUAAGUCCAUUGUCCAUUAUCACCACUUGCUGCCUGAUGUGUCUAACUGAAAGAAAACUUGAUGGUGCUGACAUUCACAAGACAGAAAUAGUUGCUCAGAGAAGAAGCUAGCAUGGUAUUGCAUGGCUUUAAUAACAAUAACCCUGUAAGGAUCAUACACUGAUUUUACUGGACCUUUACAACAGGUUUCAGAGAAGUCUCUUGCCUGUCUUGCAAACAUUUUUGACUGAUUCGCAGUACUCCGCUAAGAAAUGGGGUCCUCCAAUCUCACUUCUGUCUCAGAUCAGCACAUCAAGCUUUUUGCAGUGGACUGUCAGUGCAGCCUAAACUCGGGAUGUUGCAUUUUUUGGGGGUUAGAUGUAGUAAAGGGGGGAUAUUUUCUGUGGAAGGAGGGAGGCAGAUCUCACAGCCCCCCAGCACCUGUACAAGAUGUGUGGCUGUGCCAUGCUACUUCAUGGUGCUGGGGCCAUCUGUUUGGCUUCCUUAACAGGAAGGAAGGGGUGCGGUCUGUCACCGUGGAAAGAGGGUGAUGAUUUACAGCUAAGCUGGCACAUUAUUUUGGGAUGAUUUGGGCUCUUUCCGCUGGCAGGGAGGGGCUCUCACCCGCCCAAUCACUCAUUGGCAAUGGAUGUUUGUACCAGUCUUUGUGUGUGUGUGUGUGUGUGUGUGUGUGUGUGCGCGUGUGUGUGUGCGUGUGUGUGUCCUGUACACUCUUGUGCUUGCGUGGGUACGCUUGUGCAUGUACAUGUACAUCUUGUAUUUGUGAAUAUGUGUGUACAUAUGUAUGAGCGCUGUGCCCUGUGAAAAAAACCCUAACCCUCCUGAUAAACUAUAUGUGUGUCAAAUAAACCCUCUCACACACACACUGUCAACUGUGCCAAGUGUGUGUGUGUGUGUGUGUGUGUGUAUGUGUGUGUGCCACUGUGUCAAGGAGCAGGAGAGCAGGUGAACGUUAUAAAAACUGUGGAUCUAAUAUUUUUAUUCUCUGCUAAGAUGCAUCUUUAACCUUGUAUGUUUAUAGCCUGUCUUGUAUAAUCACUAACAGUUGUACAGUACCAGAUACAGAAGCCCUUUUUAUUUACAGCCUACUCAGAUAUCCUCCUCCAACAACACACUCCGCCAUGUUGCACAUCUUUCUCAUCGUAUAGUCCGUCCUAUCACUUCACAAAGCCGUUUUCACUCUUUUUAUAAAUAUAUAAAUAAUGUAUAGAUCACUAAAAUUAACUCUGUAAGAUAAUGUUUCUUAACAUGUUUAGAUAUAUCCACUAUGAUUACAGACCUGUGUUCUUUACAUAAUGCUGCUUAAAAAGCAUCAAUUGACAGAUUUUUGUAUCUAGAUAACUAAACUAUUGUAGAUUGUAAUAGUUAAGUUUGUAAUAUGCAUUGAAAAAAUACACACAAUUGUAUUAAAAAAUUCAAUAUUAGUAUUUUUGUAUUGUCUUGUUUUUUGUACAAAAGAAAUAGUAGCAAUGCUGUUUUUUUCUGCUAAAUGUACCUAGCUCUAAUACAUGUGCUUUUAAAUAAAAAGCUCAUUAUGAA